GCUACAAUCGUACAAACCCCAUCACAAACACAAGAAAAAAAAAGAGAGGGUAAAGAUGAUGUCAAGUCACUCUUAUUGGUUUUCUAGUGUUGUUACCUUAUAUUUCUUCUUCUUGGUUUUCCUCGUUUUACACACUCUUGCUUCUCCUAUUCACCACUAUUGCUGUCAUGACCAGAGAGAUGCCCUUCUUGAGUUCAAACACGAGUUUCCGGUAAAUGAAUCCAGCUCAGGUCCAUAUUUAAGUUCAUGGAAUAACUAUCGUGAUUGCUGUGUUUGGGAGGGAGUCACAUGUGAUGCUAAAUCUGGCAAAGUGAUUUCACUUUACCUUUAUGACAUCCCUCUCAACAACUCUUUGAAACCAAACAGUAGUCUUUUCAAACUCCAACAUCUUCGUAACCUAACUCUUAUAGCUUGCUCUCUCUAUGGAGAGAUUCCCUCUUCAAUAGGAAACCUAACUCAACUAGAAUUUCUAUAUCUUGACUCUAACAACUUCAAGGGAUAUAUUCCUGCUUCAUUUGCCAACUUUACAAAACUCUCCCUUUUAGACCUCUCAAAUAAUCAAUUCAAAGGUGAAUUCCCUCUUGUACUACUAAAUUUAACCACCAGUUUGUCCUCGUUAGACAUUAGCUCUAAUCUUUUUAAAUCUAAGCUUUCGCCUGACAUAAAUAGAUUCCGCAGCUUAGAGUAUUUCAGUGUGGGUGGAAACUCAUUUUUUGGGCCUUUUCCUACAUCCUUGUUCAUGAUUCCUUCGUUAACAAGGGUUGAUUUGUGGGGAAACAAUUUCAAUGGACCUGUAGAAUUUAAGAAUAUAUCUUCGUCAUCUAAGCUUCAGAUUCUAUACCUUGAUCACAACAAUUUCACUGGACCAAUCCCCAAAUCCAUAUCAAAUUUUCCUUAUAUAUAUAGGUUAGAUCUUAGUGACAACAAUCUCAUUGGACCAAUCCCCAGAUCUUUAUCUAAGCUGGUCAACCUUGAUUCUCUAGAUCUAAGCCACAACAAUUUCAUUGAGCCAAUCCCUAUAUUUAUAUCAAAGUUAGUCAACCUCAUCCUUCUCAAUCUUAGCCACAACAAUUUUAUUGGGUCAAUUCCCAGAUUAAAUUCAUUAACUCUCGGGACUCUUGAUCUUUCUUACAAUAAGUUGGAAGGAAAAAUAUCAGGUUGGUUAUGGCAUGUGCCGACGUUGAUACUUUCUCACAACUCCUUCAACCGUUUUGAAAAAUCAUUGGAAGUUUCUGAUUUAUCACAUUCCGUGACAUUGGAUCUUAGUUCGAAUGUUUUUCGAGGACCAUUACCCCAUUGGAUAUGCAAGCUUAGACCGUCAACGCUAUUAGAUUUGUCCAACAAUAGCUUCAGCCGUUCCAUCCCUCAAUGUUUUAGGAAUACCGUUGCUGGUCUCACAUCACUGAAUCUAAAGAAGAACAAUUUCAGUGGAAUUCUUCCUUCGAAUAUAUUUGUCAAUGCUACCAACUUAGCGUCGCUUGACAUCAGCUACAACCAGUUGGAGGGAAAACUUCCAGAAUCAUUGGUCGACUGUACUAUGUUGGUGUUUUUAAAUGUGCAAAACAACAAGAUCAAGGACAAGUUUCCAUUUUCUCUUUCGUCAUUAAAUGUCUUGAUCCUACGGUCAAAUGAAUUCUACGGGCCUUUGUAUCAUCCUCAUGUGUCCACUGCUUUUCAAAGUUUAAGAGUCAUCGAUAUAUCACAUAAUCACUUCAAUGGAACUCUGCCACCAUUCUACUUUUCCAACUGGCUUGAAAUGAUCAUGUUAGCCGAAGAAUUUCAAGGCCAUAGCAUGUACAUGGGAUAUGUGUUAGACGGCCCUGACCUCUUUGAUGAUCCCUUCCGUUAUUCCAUGGAAAUAGUAAAUAAAGGAGUCGAUACGUUAUUUGAGCUGAUCCGGACAGACUUUGGAGCUAUCGACUUUUCAGGAAACAACUUUUCAGGAAAGAUCCCAAAAUCCAUUGGAUUAUUGAAGGGAUUGCGUCUUCUCAACUUGUCAAGUAACAGAUUCUCAAACCAUAUUCCUCAAUCAUUGGCAAAUCUGACAAAUCUUGAGGAAUUAGACCUAUCUCGGAAUCAGCUGUCAGGUCAAAUUCCUCGAAAUCUUGUCAGACUCUCUUUUUUGUCAAUCAUGAACUUCUCCCAUAAUAAUCUCGAAGGUCCAAUACCACAAAGCACACAGUUUCAAAGACAAAAUUGUUCUUCAUUCAUGGACAACCCCAAGCUCUACGGACUCGAAGAUAUAUGUGGAAAAACUCAUUUCCCUAAUCCUACACCACAAGAAUCUGAGGAUUUAUCUGAGCCAGAAGAACAAGUGAUUAGUUGGAUAGCAGCAGCGAUAGCUUAUGGACCUGGUGUUUUCUGCGGAUUGGUGAUAGGACAUAUCUUCUCUCAAGGCAUAUACAACUGGUUCAUGUAAAAGUUCUGCCGAAAGCAAUUCCAAGAUAGUCACUAGAAGUGCCCCCUAGGACUCAAUCUCUCUUUAAGUGCUUGUGAAACAUAUGUAUGUGUGUGUGAGUUCUCCCAACGUACUUUUCAAUAUAUAAUUUUGUAAUAAAUGUCUUUUGGUAGUAUUGAUCUUAAACUUAAAAUGCAUUCAAAACUGGUGUGUGUGUGGUUAUCUGUAAUGCUAUUUUUUAUUUCUCA
Brassica rapa (field mustard) is the source of this 2646-nucleotide messenger RNA. Its product is annotated as receptor-like protein 31. The record is from RefSeq and is a predicted model, not a curated record. Gene Ontology annotation, molecular function: protein binding. NCBI's taxonomy places the organism in Eukaryota, Viridiplantae, Streptophyta, Magnoliopsida, Brassicales, Brassicaceae.